Messenger RNA from Salarias fasciatus (jewelled blenny), 1544 nucleotides. RefSeq names its product trypsin-2-like. The transcript has 6 exons. Gene Ontology annotation, biological process: proteolysis. Lineage: Eukaryota; Metazoa; Chordata; Actinopteri; Blenniiformes; Blenniidae. The coding region runs from base 630 to 1376 and encodes 248 amino acids. Gene Ontology annotation, molecular function: serine-type endopeptidase activity. The record is from RefSeq and is a predicted model, not a curated record.
AUAGGACGAAUUCAAAUUAUUACAAAUAUCGAAUGUCCUUUUAGGCCUCAUUUGAUUUUCUUUCACAAUAAAGUUCCAUGUGGACCAACUCAAUACAACCUCGAUGUCAGAUGUGCAGAUUGGAUCAGAUGUUCAGUGAAAAGCAGAGUUUGGAUGUAAAGCCGGUCUGUCUGAAACUGGGCUGGGAUCCACUGUCCUAGACGCCGUUUCCACGGCAACGCCUCAAGUGAGUUUUAAUAUUAUGUAAAAAAAAAAAAAGAUCAUGAAGUCCAACAUUCAACUGGCGCCAAGAACAAACUUAGCAUCCCACAAAACUUGUCCUCAAAAACCCUUUUAUUUUGCAGUCAUGUGAGUUUUGUUGGUUCCACGCCUGGAAAAGAAUCAGUUUCAUAAAAACAAACGAAUCUUUGCUGCUUUCAAGCUUUUUCCAUCAAAUCAAUGCAGACAGUCUGAGAGCCGAGGCUCCAGUGGUUCUCGGGCACAGCUUGAGGUUUCCCAGCUGAGACCGCAGCAGGUGGAGCUCCGUCUGGCGGCCGCCAUUGGUCCUCUGCAGGCCGCCGCCGUCUGUGACGUCUACAGACGACGCUUUAAAUGUAAAGAUUGAGAUAAGCUGUUCUCCGGUCUGCACCAUGCUGUUCCUCGUGCCUCUGGCUCUGCUGCUGGCCGCUGAAGCCCGCUCGGCUGCCUUUCCCUCCCAUGAUAAGAUCGUCGGGGGCUACGAGUGCCGGCCGCACUCCGUCCCCUGGCAGGUGUCGCUCAACAACGGCUGGCACUACUGCGGAGGGACCCUGAUCAACGAGCGCUGGGUGGUCAGCGCCGCGCACUGCUACAAGGGCGAGGACAUCGAGCUGCGUUUGGGUGAACACCACAUCCGCUACAAGGACGGCCCCGAGCAGUUCAUCGCUCCCGCCGCCGUGAUCCGCCACCCGGACUACGACCGCUACACCAUCAACAACGACAUCAUGCUGAUCAAACUGGCCGAGCCGGCCAGGUUUGACGAGCACGUGCAGCCGGUGUCUCUGCCCCGCAGCUGCCCGAAAGCAGGAGCCCAGUGCCUGGUGUCCGGCUGGGGGGCCACCAAGAGCCCCUUCGGGUGUCUGAAAUGCCUCCACUGCCUGGAGCUCCCCGUCCUGCCCCAGCAGGACUGCGAGCGCUCGUACCCGGACAGGAUCACCGCCUCCAUGUUCUGCGCCGGCUUCCUGGAGGGGGGGAAGGACUCCUGCCAGGGAGACUCCGGCGGUCCUCUGGUGUGCGACGGGGAGCUCCAGGGUGUGGUGUCCUGGGGCUGGGGCUGCGCUGAGGAAAACCGACCCGGAGUUUACGCCAAGGUCUGCCACUUCCUGGACUGGAUCCAUGCCACCAUGGCGUCUCACUGAGGAAUAUGUUCAUACAAUAAAAAAAAAAUCACAAUAUCAAUUUAAAAAACAAGUGUUUCUGAUGAUUUAUUUACAGCUGUUUAAGGGAUUUUUAGUAGAUUUGUAAUUAAGUUAAAUUUAAGCUGUACAAGCCUCUGAUGGUUUGUAUUUUUUAGGGUUCAGACAAUG